Messenger RNA from Maudiozyma saulgeensis, 1812 nucleotides. The record is from the annotation of a GenBank genome assembly. NCBI's taxonomy places the organism in Eukaryota, Fungi, Ascomycota, Saccharomycetes, Saccharomycetales, Saccharomycetaceae.
AUGUCUCAAUUUAAUAGUAGUUUUACUGCUCUGUUAAAUGAUGGUAAGGUUGCUCAAAGUACUCAAUUAUCUGUUAAUGGAGGAAUUGAAUGUCCUUUAUCUGGGUUUCAAAUUUUAAAUUCACCUUUAUUUAAUAAAGGUACCGCAUUCACUCAAGAAGAACGUGAACAAUUUAAAUUAGAUGGUUUAUUGCCACCACAAAUCAAUUCUCUUGAUGAACAAUUAGAAAGAACUUAUAAACAAUUAUGUUUCUUAAGAACUUCAAUUACUAAAAAUGAUUUUAUGACUAAUUUACGUGUUACAAAUAAAACAUUAUAUUUUGCAAUCAUUAAAAAAUAUAUUUUAGAAUUAGUACCAAUUAUUUAUACUCCAACCGAAGGUGAUGCUAUUGCUUCUUAUAGUGAUAGAUUUAAAAAAACUGAAGGUGUAUUUUUAGAUAUCACAGAACCUGAAUCUGUUGAAGAACGUUUAUUGGCAUUUGGUGGUUCAAAAGAUAUUGAUUAUAUUGUUGUAUCUGAUUCUGAAGGGAUUCUGGGAAUUGGUGAUCAAGGUGUUGGUGGUGUUCGUAUUUCAAUUUCAAAAUUAGCCUUAAUGACAAUUUGUGGUGGUAUCCAUCCUGGUCGUGUAUUACCAGUUUGUCUUGAUGUUGGUACAAAUAAUAAAAAAUUAGCAAGAGAUGAAUUAUAUUUAGGUAAUAGAUUUUCAAGAGUUAGAGGUAAACAAUAUGAUCAUUUUAUUAAAAAUUUUAUGGAUUCCGUUAAAAAAAUUUAUCCAAAUGCAAUUCUACAUUUUGAAGAUUUCGGUGUUGCAAAUGCAAGAAGAAUUCUUGAAGAAUAUCGUACUGAAGUCCCAUGUUUCAAUGAUGAUAUUCAAGGUACAGGUGCCGUCGUAAUGGCUUCUUUAUUAGCUGCAUUGAAACAUACUCAUAGAUCUUUACAAGAAUGUAAAGUUUUAGUUUAUGGUGCAGGUUCAGCUGGGUUAGGUAUUGCUGAUCAAAUUGUUAAUCAUAUGGUAACACACGGUAUGACAAUUGAAGAAGCUCGCGGUCAAAUCUAUUUAAUGGAUAUUAGAGGUUUAAUUGUUGAAUCCCUAAAGGAAACAUCGACCGAACAACAACAUGUUUUUGCUAAACCUGAUUCUGAUUGGAACUCAAUAAAUAAAAAAUCAUUAUUCGAAGUUGUAUCAAAUGUAAAACCAACUUGUCUUGUAGGUUGUUCAACUGUUGCAGGUGCAUUUAAUAAACAAGUCGUCCAAGAAAUGCAUAAAUAUAAUAAGAGACCAAUCAUCUUCCCAUUAUCUAACCCAACAAGACUUCAUGAAGCUGUACCAGAAGAUUUAAUGGCAUGGACCAACAAUGAAGCACUUGUUGCCACAGGGUCUCCAUUCCCACCAGUAAAUGGUUAUAGAAUUUCUCAAAAUAACAAUUGUUACUCAUUCCCUGGGAUCGGUCUUGGUGCAGUAUUAGCUCAUGCAAGUACAAUUAGUGAUAGAAUGAUUAGUGCUGCUGUUGACGAAUUAGCAGGAUUAAGUGAACUAAAAGAAGGUGAUUCCACUCCUGGUCUAUUACCUGGGUUAGAAGUUAUUAACAAUACAAGUGCAAGAAUUGCUACAGCGGUAAUUUUACAAGCUAUUGAGGAAGGUGUUGCCAGAAUUGAAGAAGAAGAAGAUUCUGAACAUCCUGGUCAAUUAGUUCAAGUUCCACGUGAUUUUGAUGGGUGUAUGGAAUGGGUUCAAAAACAAAUGUGGCAACCUGUCUAUAGACCAUUAACUAAAGUUAAAUUCGAUCAAAGCAUACAUACCUAUCAAUUAUAA